AUGGCUUCUGCCCUCAACAGCAAAAUUCACCCGCCCGGGACUUCCCCAGGCUCCAAAGCCGACUCUAGCUGUGGCCCCGGCUGGAGAAUGGACUGUGAUCCCGAGAUGCAUGUGAAAAUGUGCAAGAAGAUUGCCCAGCUUACCAAGGUGAUUUAUGCCCUGAACACUCGCCAGGAUGAGGCCGAGGCCAGCAUGGAAGCGCUGCGGGAAGCACACCAGGAGGAGCUCCAAGGCGCUGUGGCUGAGACCAAGGCCAGGCUCCUGCAGGAACAGGCCCGCAGUGAUGAUGAAGAGACCCUUCUCCAGCGCAUCCAGGUCCUGGAGAGUGCCCUAGAGCUGCAGAAGAGGUUGACACAGGAGGCACUGGCCGAGUCAGCCACGUGCAGGCUGGAGACCAAAGAGAGGGAGCUGCGGGUGGAGGCAGAGCAUGCUGAGCGGGUGCUAUCGCUCUCCAAAGAGAUGCUGGAGCUCAAGGCCGACUAUGAGAAGAGGCUCCGGCACCUGACCAGCCACGAAGUCUCCCAGUGGGGCCGACUUUCCCAGGAGAGCCCAGACACCAAGGCAGAGCCAGGCCAGGGCCCUGAGAUGCAGGAUGUCCUGCUGGAGGUGGAGCGGCUGCGAGUGGAGAACCAGCAGCUAAGCCAGGACUAUGCCCGCAAGGCUGAGGAGCUGCAGGCCACCUACGAACGGGAAAAUGAGGCCAUCCGGCAGGCCAUGCAGCAGUCAGUGAGUGAGGCCUUGUGGCAGUGGCAGGAGAAGGAGACCGACCUCCGCAAGAACUUCCAAGUCCAGGAGUCAGCUCUGCAGGCCCAGGUCAGGAAGCUGGAAGGGGACCUGGAACACAGAGGCCGCAAGAUAAGUGACCUGAAGAAGUAUGCACAGAGGCUGAAGGAAAGAAUUCAGGACCUGGAUGUGCAGCUCAAGGAGGCUCGACAAGAGAACACAGAGUUGAAAAGUACUGCAAAAAAACUUGGGGAGAAGCUGGUAAUUGCCAAAGACAGACUGAUGUUGCAGGAGUGUCAUGUAACACAGAAAACUGAUGACAUGAAGACUGAGCUAGUUCCAGAGAAUGAAGUCCUGGGGGAAGUGAAUGACUUGGAAUCUUGUAGUCUUCAUCCUCAGCAGGACCAAAGCUUUCUCAAGGAGUGUUCAUGCACCAAAGCAAGUGCAGAGACACAGACCAAGAGAGAUACAAGUGUUGAGACAGAAUAUAUGAAGCAACGAUAUGAAGAAGACCUUCGUAAAAUCAAAUACCAGACAGAUGAAGAGAAGAAACGUCUCAAAGACCAGCUGGUGAAGCGCCUGGAAGACUUGGUAAAGAAGCACACCCUGGAAAUCAAGUCAGUUCGCUCAUCUGUAGAGGCAGAAAGAAAGAAGCUGCAGAAGGAAGUAGAAGCACAGUUGGAGGAAGUGAAGAAGAAAUCAGAAAAGGAAAUACAGCAGCUGGAAGAAGAGAAAGCGGCCCUCAGUGUGAAGCUCCAAAAUUCUCUGCUGGAGGUCUUAAGGCUGGAAGAAUUUAUCCAAGAAAACAAGGUAUGUUCCCGAAGAACCGAGGAAAAGUCCCAGGAAUUAGACUGCCAACGCCACAGCAUUUUGGAGACCCAGGAUCUGUGCUUAAAGCUGAAUGAGGCUUCCCAGACGCUGCCCAGAGGAGAAGAGUAUCAGGAUCAAUUGGCCGCCGAAGAAGGAAGCAGCAGCGACGAUGAUGAAAGGAUUGCAGUGCCCCUCAAGGAGGGAAGGGAUCUGCAAGCUCCAGUGGGCACUUUGCUGAAGGAGAAGGCACCUGAAAUCCAGCAUCUGCAGGGGGACUGGCAGAGCCAGAAGGCCAGACUGCAAACCCAGGCCACAGAGGAGCACCUGAAGAAGGAAUCCAGCCACAGCCUGCAGAUCCAACAGCAAGCACACCGGCUGGAGCUCCAGCCCUUGGAGGAGAAGGCGAGUCAAGAGCUGCAGGAGGAGCGUGAGAGGAUGCAGGCACAGCACACCCAGGUGCCAGAGUCCCUCGGGCAAGAGCUGUUGGGGCAGCGGGCAGCUUGCUCCAAGCACCAGCAGGACUUAGAGGCGCUGCAGAUCGAGCUGAAGACUAUGGGCACCUCGGGCAGACGGCAGGCUGUGAUCCAGUGUCUGGGCAACAGUGAGGACCACACCAUCAGCACAGAGGAGGCGGGCAUCUCGGGCCUCGCCGGCUGCCCGCCCGACGCCGGCGAGCAGGGGCAGAGCGCCAGGUGUGGGCUGCGGGAGGAGAACGCGCAGCUUCUGGAUGUGGUGCGGCUGUUGCGAGCCGAGGUGGAGCAGCACCAGCAGGAGGCGCUGCAGCUUCGCGACCAGCGCAGGCUGCUAGAGGAGGAGCAGCAAGCCCAACGGGCCAGGGAGGUGGAGACGCUCCGCCAGGAGCAUCGGAAGGAGAUGCAGGCCAUGGUGGCGGAGUUCAGUGGUGCCCAGGCCCGGUUGCAGGCCCGGCUGGCUGUCCUGGAAGCAGAACUGAAAGAUUCUGGAGAGAAGUCAGGGAAGGGAGCAAGACCCGAGGACCUCCAGCUCAUUGGCCGCCUGCAGACCCGCUUGAAGGAGAGAGAGGAGACCAUCAAGCAGCUCACGGAAGAGAGAAGAUUCUACUGUGCAGCAUUUCCCAGCACAAUGUCUCAUCGGAAUCGGUCCUUUUCUUUUAAUCCUCACCCAGGAUACUUGACCCCUUCCAUGAAGAAGAAGAGAAUGGAGGAAGUGCCCAGCCGAGUGGUCAGCGUGCCAAACCUCGCCUCCUAUGCAAAGAACUUUCUGAGUGGAGAUCUGAGUUCCAGAAUCAGUGCCCCUCCGAUAACUAAGUCACCCAGCUUGGACCCAAGCCCCAGCUGUGGCCGGCCUUACAAGCCCACUCCGCCUCUAGAGGCAAAAACUGCUACAAGGACACAAGAUGGUGAAACAGCCCAACCCAAAGACGUACAGCAGAAACCAGGCCCUCCGCACCAGGAGUGGUUCACUAAGUACUUCUCUUUCUAAACCAAUCUUUGGGAUACAUCACAAGGACAUUAGAUUUCUUCUGCAAUGUCUGAUCGAAGGAAUGGAAAAAACAAAUAACUUGCUUGUAAUAUGAUUUAUAUAUAAUACAUUCCAUGGUGACUCCAAUUCAUUAAAAAAAAAAAAAAAAAACGACAUUAGAUAAAACCAACCAGUGUUAUGGAAAAGCAGCAAUAGGAAAAUGUUAUGAAUGUCACUAAUGACCUACACAGUGUAUUUCUAGUGUCCAUAACAUCAUAAUCCACUUUGAUGGGUAUCACUUUGUGAUUUCCAUGGUCUGCUUUACAAGUGGUUUCAUUUUUCCUUAGGAUGCCAGUCACUGCCACUGGAAGAGUUGUUUCUAAAUUAAAUGAUGUUAAUUCCAAAAUGCACAUCUAACCUCAGAAGGAACAGGAAUAAAACAAAGCUCAAAAUAAACUGGAAAGCUAUUUAGAAAACAACAAACCUACUAAAAAUGAACUGUGGUACACUUGGAGUGAGCACUCUUGACUUCCUAGGUCUAAGACAGCAGCCAACGAUAGAGGGCAGAACACCUACCUCAAAAGGAGCUUUGUAACAAUUUAACAAGGCAAUAUGGUUAAGAUACCAACAUGGGUUGGAAUCUUCUGGGAACAGUCAGGCCUUGUCCCACCAGGCAUCUCAAUUUCAGUGACUGUAGCACCAACUUGGUCAUUUGAAAAUUUCUAGACUGUUCUUUGAAGUCAAAGAUCCACUGAGCAUCUGGUCUUUUGGUCUGGGCCAUUUGUGUUGCUUUCCCACUACACAGGCUUAGUGGAGUAGAGCGAAAUGGAAAUGACUGUUCAAGGUGCUGACCCUGAUCUCGGCCCAUCUUCCGAUGGGCAGUGUGACUUGAUAACACCCACUACAACUUGUAGUGGGCAAAAUAUUUUCUCAGUCCUUUGGUGCUGGCCCAACAAGUGGCCUGUUAACAGAUGUUCAUUCUAUGCUCUUUGCUCUUUGAAUAAAACUAACA
Molecule: messenger RNA, 3985 nt
Organism: Lepus europaeus (European hare)
Lineage: Eukaryota; Metazoa; Chordata; Mammalia; Lagomorpha; Leporidae
Gene: FAM184B
Product: family with sequence similarity 184 member B
Exons: 17
Coding region: 1-2994 (997 amino acids)
Source: RefSeq, a predicted model, not a curated record